AUGGCGGGAGAUUUAAGCAACACCACCAUUUUUGAACCAAAUAACGCAGAAGCCAUUGAAAAGGUGAAGGCCAUGUUCAAGGAGCAGGUAAUAUGGGCGAGGGAAGAAGGCGCCGAUUAUAUUGUCACGGAAACGUUUAAUACAUACGAGGAAAGCGCUUUGGCAUUAGAAGCUGUGAAGGAAUAUGGUCAAGGUUUGCCAGCAGUUGUGACACUUGCCACAACUGCCAAAUCGACUACACUAGAAGGAAUUCCAAUUAGCGAUACAUGCAGGAAAUUGGAGGAGAAGGGCGCUGCUGUGGUUGGUUUGAAUUGCAGCCGCGGACCGCGAAUGAUGGUUCCUUUAAUGAAGGACAUUAGGCAAGCCUGCAAGUCUCUUUCCAUUUCUUAUUCACGCUUACUCUCCUUCUCCUCUCAGUCUCUUUCCAUUUCUUAUUCACGCUUACUCUCCUUCUCCUCUCAGUCUCUUUCCAUUUCUUAUUCACGCUUACUCUCCUUCUCCUCUCAGUCUCUUUCCAUUUCUUAUUCACGCUUACUCUCCUUCUCCUCUCAGUCUCUUUCCAUUUCUUAUUCACGCUUACUCUCCUUCUCCUCUCAGUCUCUUUCCAUUUCUUAUUCACGCUUACUCUCCUUCUCCUCUCCUCUUUUCCAUUUCUUAUUCACGUCUCUCCUUCUCCUCUCAGUUUUUUCCAUUUCUUAUUCACGCUUACUCUCCUUCUCCUCUCAGUCUCUUUCCAUUUCUUAUUCACGCUUACUCUCCUUCUCCUCUCAGUCUCUUUCCAUUUCUUAUUCACGCUUACUCUCCUUCUCCUCUCAGUCUCUUUCCAUUUCUUAUUCACGCUUACUCUCCUUCUCCUCUCAGUCUCUUUCCAUUUCUUAUUCACGCUUACUCUCCUUCUCCUCUCAGUCUCUUUCCAUUUCUUAUUCACGCUUACCCUCCUUCUCCUCUCAGUCUCUUUCCAUUUCUUAUUCACGCUUACUCUCCUACAUAUCACUCCUUCUCUAUCCAAGAUUUCUGUCUUCCACUCUUUUUCUUUUAAAGACAAUUUCCAUCCCACAACGCGUUUACUCUCUUCCUUCUCUCUCUCGUUUGAAAAUUGGUUUUGAGACGACUGUCAUUAAUAUUACACUUAAUACAACAACAACUCUAUAG
Messenger RNA from Acanthosepion pharaonis, 1152 nucleotides. NCBI's taxonomy places the organism in Eukaryota, Metazoa, Mollusca, Cephalopoda, Sepiida, Sepiidae. The record is from the annotation of a GenBank genome assembly.